GUAAAGUUUGUCAGAGUGGCGGCCACGCAGCAGUCGAGACAAGUCUCUGUUUCUUUCUAAAAGAAAAUUCAAACUGAGUUCAUCAGGUCUUUCUCAGCAACACAGCAGAGUCUCUGCCAAACACUGAUAUGGCUGCUGCGAACUAUCUGGGAUCUGAAGAUCAGUUUCUUUGCCCCAUCUGUCUGGAUGUGUUCACUGAUCCUGUCACCACAUCAUGUGGACACAACUUCUGCAAAGACUGCAUCAAUGAACACUGGGAUACUAACGACCGGUACCUGUGUCCGAUGUGUAAAAAGGUUUUCAACACAAGACCUGAGCUGCACGUCAACACUUUCAUCUCUGAGAUGGCUGCUCAGUUCAGACAGUCAGCUCAACAGGAAGCCAGCAGCAGCAGCAGCUCAGAGACACAAGUGUCCAAACAAGGACAACUUCCCUGUGACGUCUGCACUGGAACCAAACUGAAGGCCCUCAAGUCCUGCCUGGUGUGUCUGGCCUCCUACUGUGAGACUCACCUGGAGCCUCAUCUGACAGCUUCACGUCUGAAAAGACAUCAGCUGAUCGACCCUGUGGAGAACCUGGAAGGCAGGAUGUGUACGAAGCACGAUAAACCUCUGGAGCUGUUCUGUAAGACCGACCAGACAUGUGUCUGCGUACUCUGCCCUGUUUUAGACCACAAGACACAUGAUGUUGUUCCUCUGAAGGAAGAAUAUGAAGGAAAGAAGGCCGAGCUGGGUAAGACAGAGGCUGAAAUUCAGCAGAUGAUCCAGAAGAGACGACUGAAGAUUCAGGAGAUCAAACGCUCGGUUGACCUCGGUAAGGAAGAUGCAGACACAGAAAUAGCAGAAGGUGUUCAGGUCUUCACUUCUCUGAAGGAGCAUGUUGAGAGAGGCCAGGCCAAUCUCAUCCACACGAUCAAAGAGAAGCAGAAAACAACAGAAAAACAGGCCGAAGCUUUCAUCAAAGAGCUGGAACAGGAAAUCUCUGAGCUGAUGAAGAGAAGGACUGAGGUGGAGCAGCUCUCACGCUCUGAAGACCACCUCCACCUCCUCCAGAGUGUCCAGUCCCUAAACACCUACCACCCACCAUCCACCACGGACUGGACAGAGGUCAGCGUCCCUCCACCAUCAUAUGAGGGGACUGUGGUGAGAGCUGUAGUUCAGCUGGAGGAGACACUCAGUAAACAGAUGAAGAAGCUGCUUGAAGCAGAGCUGAGGAGGGUCCAGCAGUAUGCAGUGGAUGUGACUCUUGAUCGUAAUACAGCACAUGCUGACCUAAUUCUGUCUGAGGAUGGGAAACAAGUGAAUCAUGGUAAUGUAAAGAAGAAUCUUCCAGACAACCCAGAGAGAUUUUCUCCCUGUAUCUGUGUUUUAGGAAAGCAGAGUUUCUCUUCAGGCAGAUUUUACUUUGAGGUUCAGGUUAAAGGAAAGACUGAUUGGGAUUUUGGAGUGUGCAGAGAGUCGAUCAACAGGAAGGGAGAGAUCACACUGAGGCCACAGAAUGGUUACUGGACUAUAUGGUUGAGAAAUGGAAAUAAGUACAAAGCUCUUGCUGGCCCUUCAGUCCGUCUCUCUCUGAAGUCUCAGCCUCAGAAGGUGGGGGUGUUUGUGGAUUAUGAGGAGGGUCUGGUCUGCUUUUAUGACGUAGAUGCUGCAGCUCUUAUUUACUCCUUUACUGGCUGCUCCUUCACUGAGAAACUCUUCCCAUACUUCAAUCCCUGUCUUAAUGAUGGUGGUAAAAACUCUGCACCUCUGAUCAUCUCUCGUGUCAGAGUAAACUAAUCACUUACUUACUUCAUGUAUUGAUUUAUUGUCAUUCAAGGGAACAAAUGUACAUAUUUAGAGUUUACUGUGGUGAUUGAUUUACACUUCAUUGUUGAGAUUUUUAUUAUAUGUAUCCCAUUACAUCAGCAACACAUUACUUUGAUGCAUUUAUCUCUUCAUCCCUGCAUCAUGACACACUUUAUGUGGAGAAUAUCUAUUUAAACCUCUUUUAAACCCACAAUUAUUUUAAGAAAUCACUGUUUCUAAAGGCCUUAAAUAUGUAAAGAUGAACUUUGAGUACAUUUGUAAAAAAUGCUGCCAAAUAUCUAGAUUUUUAAACAUUUUCUAUUAGAUGUGCAGCCACAGAAAACAUAUUGCUGAAUAUUUCAUUGUGUCAUGAAGCUUCAUUUAAGAGUAAGGCCUGUUGCAUGUCUAUAGUACAGAAUACAGUAUGUGUCAUUGUUUUGUUGGGCAUUAAAAGUAUGGACUCUACCUGCCCAGCAGCAAAUGGACAACGUUAAUUAAUGGAAUAGAUGCUAACUGAACUUUCUAUUUUGUCUGAAAAGUGGUUUGUUUGUUUAAUUAAUUGAUUAAUUUGAUUAGUUACUUUGGCCAAUUUGUAUUUGUUUUGUUGUUUUUGUGUUGUCUGUAAGAUGGAUUAUUAUUAUCUAUAAAUAUGUGAUCGUAAAAUAAAAACUAUAAAAUAAACUAGUUGUUGAACACAAGGCCUGAGUAAGCAGUGACUUGAGCACCAAACGUUGAACACAAAAGCCUGGUUUACACAGAAGUUGUAUUUCAUGACAAAGUUUCAUGAGAAACUAAUUUCUGGCUUCAAAUUGUAAUUCAGCAUGUAGCAAAUUAGCAUGCCAACUAGGCCAAUAUAUUUUUACCAGUUGUCUUGUGAAGAGUGGAAGCUAGCACCAAGCUAAGCUAACACAGAACUGCACCGGCACCUGGAGGGAAAGAAACUUGGGAGGGACACUAAAGAGAAAACCUUUACAAAACUUUUCGGAAUAAAACAAGAGGCACAACCAACUUCCUCUUUUGAAGUGUUCAUAUGAAUAAGUUAAUAAUAAUAGGAAUGACAGAUAUAUGAGUAAUAAUGACAGUAUUAGUAACAGAGCACAUAACAACAACUGUAGCAGCAGUUGUCGAGCAGGAACACGGGGGCAGUGUUACAGACACACCAGGCUCCCCUUCACUCCGCACUCCAGGCUCCCCUUCACUCCGCACUCCAGGCUCCCCUUCACUCCGCACUCCAGGCUCCCCUUCACUCCGCACUCCAGGCUCCCCUUCACUCCGCACUCCAGGCUCCCCUUCACUCCGCACUCCAGGCUCCCCUUCACUCCGCACUCCAGGCUCCCCUUCACUCCGCACUCCCUCUCCUGAAUACUGAUUCCCUUCACCUGUCACCCCGUACACACCUGCAUCCAAUUAGCACUCCACUCCCCUAUAAAACCCGGCUCCUCACCGCAGUCUGUGUCCGGUCACGUUUAAGACACAGGAUAGAACGCUUGUUCCCCUGAUUCUACAAACGCCUUGGACUCACUCUACCCGAACGAAAACUACUACCAGCCUCCAGUACCCAGUACCUCUACUCCGGCUCCUUUGUACUCCUGUCCUCCGUGUGUGUCACUCCAGCUCCAGUCCCUGUGUGUCUCCAGUCUUCCGUGAGUUAUCCACUCCAGCUCCUGGUCCUGUGUGUGACGCUCCAGUGUCCAGCCCCGUGUGGACCGACUCCCCGGAGUUCAGCCACUCUACUCCAGAGCUCCACCAUCUCCAUUCAAAGGACAGUAUACUUCCCUCCAUUAUCUAUCUACGCUCCUUGUAUUGCAAUAAACUAUAUCAUAACCUUC
Messenger RNA from Siniperca chuatsi (mandarin fish), 3616 nucleotides. RefSeq names its product zinc finger protein RFP-like. The record is from RefSeq and is a predicted model, not a curated record. Gene Ontology annotation, molecular function: zinc ion binding; protein binding. Lineage: Eukaryota; Metazoa; Chordata; Actinopteri; Centrarchiformes; Sinipercidae. Bases 129 to 1778 code for a protein of 549 amino acids. The transcript is spliced from 2 exons.